This is a messenger RNA of Rubroshorea leprosula, 1763 nucleotides long. The record is from the annotation of a GenBank genome assembly. NCBI's taxonomy places the organism in Eukaryota, Viridiplantae, Streptophyta, Magnoliopsida, Malvales, Dipterocarpaceae.
GAGUGCGACAGUAAACUUCAACUCGAAACCCUAAAAUCCCAAAUUCUCAACCUGAAUCAAAUUUGGAAGAAUGAUACAUCAAAUCAAAUCUUUCCUAUUGAUUUCCAUUCAUUUAUAGCCCUGCAUUUCCAAACAAUCACCAAUUUUUCAACCAAUGUCUUCUUCAAUAUUCAAUAAUAACAGCGGCGUCUCAAUCUCAGUUUCAGACGACGAUUCAGACGAACUCGGCCGCAUCCGACUCCGAAUCCCCAGGAAGCGGAAGAAACAUGGCCGAGUCAGGACCGAGUUAAAUCAGCGGGUCAUCAGGUGGCUUCUCAAGUACUGGACACUCCUGAUCUUUCUUCCUGCUGCUGGAUUGCUCCUAUUCGAGGCCUCUAGAAUAGGUGGGAAACCGAAUUUGGUGGUCAACACGGAACUCAGUUCAUUGAAGAGGACAAAUUUAUUGGGGAACUCGGAGUUCCAGAAAGUGAAGAAAACGAGUGACAAAAGGAACUUGGAGGCCAAUUUGAAUCGAUUGGAUCCACCUCGUUGCUUGAAGCUCCUACCUCCUGAAGAACUUGAACAGUUGGAUAUUCCUAUUGGUGAAGAAUCUAAUUCCCCUGUUAAAAAGCUGGUCUACAUAUCAGGCAAUGAUACACCUUAUAAAGGAGGGAACUCUACCCUCUCUUGGCAGCAGACAAAUGGCACGCGGUUUAAUUUAUUUACAGGAAACCAAUCUUUUGAGGAGAGAGAGAGGAGUUUUAAGGUGGAUGAAACUGCUAUCCUACAUUGUGGCUUUUACCAUGAAAAUGGUGGAUUUAGAAUUUCUGAGAAGGAUCAAAGUUAUAUGCAAACUUGUAAGGUUGUGGUUUCAACUUGUGCAUUUGGUGGUGGUGACGCCCUUUAUCAACCUAUAGCGAUGUCUAAGGCAUCGAUUCAAAAGGUUUGCUAUGUUGCAUUUUGGGAUGAAGUUACUCUUGCAGCACAGGAAUUAGAAGGUACUAAAAUUGGUGAGGAUGGCUUUAUUGGGAAAUGGCGUGUCGUGGUUGUAUGGGAUCUUCCAUUUGUAGACCAAAGACUGAAUGGCAAAAUACCAAAGAUGUUGCCUCAUCGUCUCUUUCCUCAAGCAAUGUAUUCUAUUUGGGUAGACUCAAAAUCUCAAUUUAGGAGGGAUCCUUUAGGUGUUUUAGAAGCUCUCCUCUGGCGUACGAAUUCUGUGCUUGCUAUUUCAGAGCAUGGAGCCCGAAGCAGUGUAUAUGAUGAGGCUAAAGCUGUUGUGAAGAAAAAUAAAGCCAAGCCAGAAGAAGUGCAAGUGCAACUGACUCAAUACCGCCAUGAUGGUCUUCCUGAGGACAAGAGAUUUAAUGGAAAGAAAGCUCUAUCAGAAGCAUCUGUCAUUGUGAGAAAGCACACGCCAUUAACUAAUCUGUUCAUGUGCCUCUGGUUUAAUGAGGUAGUUCGCUUCACCUCACGGGAUCAGCUGAGCUUCCCCUACGUUCUCUGGCGGUUGAAAGUGCUCAAGAACAUCAAUAUGUUCCCUGUUUGUACCCGCAAAGAUCUUGUUAAUAGCAUGGGCCACUUACGCAAAGCUAAGCCCUUAACAACUUAAUUGGUCUUUUGGUAAAAGUUGCAUUUUAGAUUUGUUCCAUCAGGGCACUGAGGGUGAGGAGCAUAUAGGUUGUAUUUCUUCUUCUUAUUAUUUUUUAAUUAUUUUAAAAUGAUUUAUCUGCAGCAGUGUUGCUGUCAUUUUUUAAAAACCAAGAAAAUCAAUCUGGAUGUGCUUU